AUGGCUGUAUUAAAAUCGAUAUUUAUUAUUCUCAAUAUCUGCGGAUGCUGGAGACCUUCAUCUUGGUCGCUCUCCUUUUAUAAAUGCCUCAUUUAUAAUUUAUAUACAAUCUUCAUAGCUUUUUUCAUAUCAUUUUUGUCUUUAUUAGAAAUUAUUAGUAUUGCUUUAAAUGCAAACAAAUCGAACAAUGUUUCCGACGAUAUUUACAUAUUCUUGGCACAAUUUGUAUCUUGUUUUAAAAUGUUUAGUCUUGUGGUCAAUCGUAAUAAUAUUCUUAAUUUAAUUUUUAUUCUGGGACAAGAACCAUAUAAACCAUUGAACGAUGUGGAAGCGAACAUUCAAAUUAAGUUCGACAAAUUGUCUAGGUUAAACACUCACAGUUACGCAUCGUUGAUCACGUUAUCAGUGAGCAGCUUUGUAUUUUUCUCAUUGAUAACAGAUUUUAGAAAAAGACAAUUAACUUUUCGAACUUGGUUGCCUUUUGACGAUAACAUGACACCCGUUGUAUUUUAUUUAACAUACGCUUACCAAAUGAUAGCAAUGAUAUUAGCAGCAAUGAUACACGUCGCUUUAGAUACUCUUAUCUGCGAUCUUCUCCUAAACAUUUGCUGUCAGAUUAGAAUCUUGGAAAAUCGCCUCAGGAAUAUCACGAAUGAAAGAAAGGCCAUUUUGAAGCUUUGCAUUCGUCAUCACGAAUGUAUAUACGGGUUUGCUGCUGACGUAAAUAGCACGUUUAAAUUUGCAAUUUUCGUCCAAUUUCUUGCAAGUACAUUGACAGUCUGUUUUACUCUGUUCCAUAUAACGAAAAUAUCAGCGAAUAGUUUGGAAUUUGUAAAAAUGACAUUUUUUAUGUCUAGUAUGUUAACCCAAGUGUAUCUCUAUUGCUGGUACGGACAUUUAGUCACUCUAAAGAGCAAAGAAAUUAUCUACCAAAUGUUCGAUACAGAUUUGAUGGAGCUAAACAAUGACAUCAAGAAGAGUCUUUUGAUCAUGAUGCAUCGUACGACGAGACCUAUCGUUAUUAUCGUUAUGAAUCUGUUUCCUCUGAAUAUCGAUUCGUUCGUGAGCAUACUUAAGACCGCAUACACUGCAUACAACUUCUUGGAACAAACUAAAAGCAAUAUCUCAAAAAAUAAAUUGAUUUCUUUUCAUUCGCGUAUAACUAUGGCUAUAUUAAAAUCGAUAUUUAUUAUUCUCAGUAUCUGCGGAUGCUGGAGACCUUCAUCUUGGUCGUUAUCCUAUUAUAAAUGUCUCGCUCAUAAUUUAUACACAACCUUUAUAGCUGUUCUAUUAGCAUCUCUGGCUUUAUCGCAAAUAAUCGGUAUUGCUUCAAUCGCAAUUGAUUCGGGCGAAGUUUCCGAUGAUAUUUACGUAUUCUUGGCACAUUUAGUAUCUUGUUUUAAAAUGUUAAGUCUUGUGGUCAAUCGUAAUAAUAUUGUUAAAUUAAUUGAUACUCUGGAACAAGAACCGUAUCAACCAUUGGACGAUAUGGAAACGAACAUUCAAAUAAAGUUCGACAAAUUGUCUCGGUUCAAUAUUCACAGUUAUAUAUCUUUGAUCACAUUCACGGUGAGCCACUUUUUAUUUAUGUCAUUGAUUACAGACUUUAGAAAAAGGCAAUUAACUCUUCGAGCUUGGUUGCCUUUUGACAAUAAUAUGACACCCGUUGUAUAUUAUUUAACUUACGCUCACCAAAUGAUAGCGCUGACAUAUGGAACAGUGAUUCACGUCGCUGUAGAUACUCUGAUUAGCGAUUUUCUGCUAAACAUUUGCUGUCAGAUUAAAAUCUUAGAAAGUCGCCUUACGAAUAUCACGAAUGAACGAAAGGCUAUUUUGAAACUUUGCAUUCAUCAUCACGAAUGUAUAUACAGAUUUGCUGCAAACAUAAAUAAAACUUUUAAAUUUGCAAUCUUAAUCCAAUUUCUUGCAAGUACAUUCACAGUUUGUUUCACUCUGUUCCAAAUAACAAAAAUAUCAACAAAUAGUUUAGAAUUUUUUAAAAUGACAUUAUUUAUUUUUGGCUUGUUAAUCCAAGUGUAUCUCUACUGCUGGUACGGACAUUUAGUCACUCUUAAGAGCGAAGAAAUUGCCCAAAAAAUGUUCGGUACAGGUUUGAUGGAGCUAAGCAAUGACAUCAAGAAGUGUCUUUUGAUUAUGAUGCAUCGUACGACAAGGCCAAUCGUUAUUAUCGUUAUGAAUCUAUUUCCUCUAAAUAUCGAUUCAUUCGUGAGCAUACUUAAGACCGCAUACACGGCAUACAACUUCUUGGAACAAACUUAA
Messenger RNA from Vespa mandarinia (Asian giant hornet), 2280 nucleotides. RefSeq lists its product as uncharacterized. Gene Ontology annotation, cellular component: plasma membrane. The record is from RefSeq and is a predicted model, not a curated record. NCBI's taxonomy places the organism in Eukaryota, Metazoa, Arthropoda, Insecta, Hymenoptera, Vespidae. Gene Ontology annotation, molecular function: olfactory receptor activity; odorant binding. Gene Ontology annotation, biological process: sensory perception of smell; detection of chemical stimulus involved in sensory perception of smell.